Messenger RNA from Arvicanthis niloticus (Nile rat), 4693 nucleotides. It is a transcript of the gene Camk2a, whose product is annotated as calcium/calmodulin dependent protein kinase II alpha. The record is from RefSeq and is a predicted model, not a curated record. Gene Ontology annotation, biological process: protein phosphorylation. Gene Ontology annotation, molecular function: calmodulin binding; ATP binding; calcium/calmodulin-dependent protein kinase activity. Lineage: Eukaryota; Metazoa; Chordata; Mammalia; Rodentia; Muridae.
GGUUGCCAUGGGGACCUGGAUGCUGACGAAGGCUCGCGAGGCUGUGAGCAGCCACAGUGCCCUGCUCAGAAGCCCCAAGCUCGUCAGUCAAGCCGGUUCUCCAUUUGCACUCAGGAGCACAGGCAGGCGAGUGGCCCCUAGUUCUGGGAGCAGAGCAUCAGCAUCCCAGUCCUAGUCCCCAGCCUAAAGCCUCGCCUGCCUGCCCAGUGCCAGGAUGGCUACCAUCACCUGCACCCGAUUCACAGAAGAGUACCAGCUCUUUGAGGAACUGGGAAAGGGAGCCUUCUCAGUGGUGCGCAGGUGUGUGAAGGUGCUGGCUGGCCAGGAGUAUGCUGCCAAGAUUAUCAACACCAAGAAGCUCUCAGCAAGAGAUCACCAGAAGCUGGAGCGUGAGGCCCGCAUCUGCCGCUUGUUGAAGCACCCCAAUAUCGUCCGACUCCAUGACAGCAUCUCCGAGGAGGGGCACCACUACCUUAUCUUCGAUCUGGUCACUGGUGGGGAGCUGUUUGAAGAUAUUGUGGCCCGGGAGUAUUACAGUGAGGCUGAUGCCAGCCACUGUAUCCAACAGAUCCUGGAGGCUGUGCUGCACUGUCACCAGAUGGGGGUGGUGCAUCGUGACCUGAAGCCUGAGAAUCUGUUGCUGGCCUCGAAGCUCAAGGGUGCGGCUGUGAAGCUGGCAGACUUUGGCCUGGCCAUAGAGGUUGAGGGGGAGCAGCAGGCAUGGUUUGGGUUCGCAGGGACUCCUGGAUACCUCUCCCCAGAAGUGUUGCGGAAGGACCCGUACGGGAAGCCUGUGGACCUGUGGGCCUGUGGCGUCAUCCUGUAUAUCUUGCUGGUUGGGUAUCCCCCAUUCUGGGACGAGGACCAGCACCGCCUGUACCAGCAGAUCAAAGCUGGUGCCUAUGAUUUUCCAUCACCAGAAUGGGACACUGUCACCCCGGAAGCCAAGGAUCUGAUCAAUAAGAUGCUGACCAUCAACCCAUCCAAACGCAUUACGGCAGCCGAGGCUCUCAAGCACCCAUGGAUCUCGCAUCGCUCCACCGUGGCCUCCUGCAUGCACAGACAGGAGACCGUGGACUGCCUGAAGAAGUUCAACGCCCGGAGAAAACUGAAGGGAGCCAUCCUCACCACCAUGCUGGCCACCAGGAACUUCUCCGGAGGGAAGAGCGGAGGAAACAAGAAGAACGAUGGUGUGAAGAAAAGAAAGUCCAGUUCCAGCGUUCAGUUAAUGGAAUCCUCUGAGAGCACCAACACCACCAUCGAGGACGAAGACACCAAAGUGCGCAAACAGGAAAUUAUCAAAGUGACAGAGCAGCUGAUCGAAGCCAUAAGCAAUGGAGACUUUGAAUCCUACACGAAGAUGUGCGACCCUGGGAUGACAGCCUUUGAACCGGAGGCCCUGGGGAACCUGGUCGAGGGCCUGGACUUUCAUCGAUUCUAUUUUGAAAACCUGUGGUCCCGGAACAGCAAGCCCGUGCACACCACUAUCCUGAACCCUCACAUCCACCUGAUGGGUGAGGAGUCAGCCUGCAUCGCUUACAUCCGCAUCACUCAGUACCUGGAUGCAGGCGGCAUCCCCCGCACGGCCCAGUCGGAGGAGACCCGUGUCUGGCACCGCAGGGAUGGCAAAUGGCAGAUCGUCCACUUCCACAGAUCUGGGGCGCCCUCCGUCCUGCCCCAUUGAAGAACCAGGCCAGGGUCCCUGCGUUCUUGCUUCGCAGAGAUCCGCUCUUUGUCCGUGGAAUGUGGCUGCUGGUUCUCCUUCGGAUUUUGCUGGAAUUCUCCCUGUCAUAUCACUCUACCAUUGCCACCUCUGUACUUGCAUCAUGAACACCUGCUUGUUCACAGAAGCUCUCACGACAUCACAGCAAAUGGCCAGCUCUCCCCGGCUCCACUGCCCAUGCUCUUCCUGCCUGUGGGGACCUUCUUCAGGCUUGAGUACCCAGGGUGCUGGCCCCAGGAACCCCCAACCCGCUACCCACUGUUGUUGGCCUGGCUUAGUUUUGAGGAAGAGGCAGGCAAGUUGUGACAAGGGUCCCUCUCAUCAAUCCCUUCUCUUCUGGGGUUCCCCUGGGAAGCACAGAUAAGCCACUCAGUCUCCAAGCCAACUCCUUAGAGAGACAGAGAGAGGAGCCAGCACCAGGAACUGCUGCUCUCAUCUGCUCCCCUCUGUGCUGGCCUUGCUUUAGAUCAGACCAUCCGUCAUGGAGGAGGGGGUGGGCGCUACCAUCAGGUGCCCCACUCACUGCCUCAGCCCUUCUGUGAAGUUUGUCUCCAGCGUUGACCCACCCACCCUGCCCAAAACAUCUGUCCUUGGAGAAUUCCAGCCUCAUCUGUCUGAGAGGAGAUCUGAAGGUGUUUCAGGGGCAAAGCAAGCAACAUUUAGGUAUCACUUCUACUUGGACGCAUGCCUUUUUACAGCCAAACUUCUGUGUAUUUCGUAAACGGAUUUUGCGUUAACGGACAUUUAUGUGAUAACUAGACCUCUGACGUUAUUGUCAAGAAGAGUCAGAUGGGUUCGGAAGUAGGUGGGAAGAGGAGUGAGGGGAAGUUUUUACCCGGUUCCAGAUUUUUUUUUUUUUUUUUAGGGGUGGGGAAGAGUCUUUUCUGAGGUGGCCUCAGCCUCCAGGGAGCACUGCUUCCUUCCAUUCUGGUCCCCAGGUCAGCUGACAAGAUUUCUUCCAAAGCCAGCAUGACUAACACACAGAGUCAGGUCAGGGGAGGCCAUCAGGAUGGGAACAUCCAGACUUGGCAUCUCUGGAACUAGAGACCUCACUACCCUACUUCGCAGGAAAUCUUUUUCUCUGUGCUCCCCUCCCCACUCCAGCCCCACAAACUACCUUCUGGACACGAUAUCCUCAUUGCCCCUCUCAACUUGGCCAAACAAGAGUGGCAGAAACUUAUUUUCCUACUUCAUGCUAUACUUGGGCUGGUGUGAGCUUGCCUGCUUGCCCAGCCUCCUCCUCUCCCUCCCCCCCACUUCCUCCCUCUCCCCUCUCCCUCCCUUUCUCUUUCUCUUUCUCUUCCUCUCUCUCCCUCUUCCUGGGUUUGGCUCUUACAUGGAAUGCUGUGUCUCAUCCACGGGGAUCUCCUGUCUGCACUGUUUUCUUUGCAUGACUUUAUAUGCAGUAAGUAUGUUGAAAACAAAAAACAAAAAAACAAAAAAAAAAAGAAAAACACUCAGCAAAAUCAAAUGACACGUUUUGGACAAAAUACUAAUAACACUCGAGGCUAUAUUCUCAGUGUCCAACUUGGAAUUCCGUUGCUGCCUCUCCGUGCUUUUGGUCUCUGUGUGGCUGUGUUUUGCCAGCAUGAGACCCUGUCCCCUCUGGAGGUUUCUAGGGGAGGAAGAGCCAUGUGUCCAGGGGCUGGAGACAGCUUUGUCCUCUCGGCUUUUCUGAGGGUCGAUUGGAGCAGAAGUGGAAGGGGUGUUUAACCCAGAGCUUUCUGGUAUCCCCUUCCCCCUACAUAGUGAGCUAUAUGCUGGGCUCUUCUCUCAAAUCCUGCUGCCCAGAGACAAGCACAGGGUAGAAGAGUGGCUCUCUUGUCUAAGCCACUCCACUAUAGCCUCUGCCCUUGGUAGAGACACUGCUACCCAGGCCCAAGAAUGGGCCCUUGUCCUGCCCCAGAACAAGGCUUCUUCAUAAGGCUCAGCAAACCCAUUGUCCCCAGCCAGUCCCCAGCUAAAGGUAAAGGAGGGUGUGGCCUUUACCAGGGGACACUGCAAUUACCAAGCAAGAUCUAAUCCCUUCUUUAAGCCUCAGUUUCUCCAUCAAUGUCCUUACCCAGACUGAUGGAGGGUCAAACUAAAUGAUGUCACAAGCGCAUGCCACCUCUGAGAGCUUGCUGGGUUUGUCACUGGCUGGCCUUCUUAUGCACCAAGCCUGGCCAACCCCCAUCCUUUCCCCUGUGUGCCUCUCAUUUUCCUAUUUGGUGCCAGUCUGUUGAUGACCAGCAAUGGACUGCAGGGGAAAGACGUUUGGGGGCUUUGAUCCCGGGUUCUGACCAGAUGGGCUGUGUGGCUUUGGGUGAGUCUUUUUCCCUCUUUGGGCCUUAGUUCCCCCAACCAGAAGAUGCCUAUGCCCUACCUUUCGUUGGCUAACAUGCCCCUGCCCACUGUGUGCUUGUCCACAUGUGGGAGAAGUGGAGGCAGGUCCCUGCCCCAGUCUGAGACGGCCCCCUCUGCAGAGGCUGCUCCUGUGGGUGGGCAGCCAACUAAUGUAGACCUUGGGACACUACAAUGGCCCCAAUGUGGCAGGCAGGGGAACUGGCAGAAAAACGGCCCAGAGCCCCCACCCCCCUAUCAGAUAAGCUCCAUGCUCCUUCCAAAUACCCUCCAGAUGAAAAGAAAAGAGAGAGAGAGAGAAACAAUCAAGUCACAUUUAUAGGAAAAGCAUCUCCAGCCUUAUGUGCCAUCGCUCAAAUCCUGCCCCAUGGCUUCCCCACCCCCUUCAAAGGGAGAGCCUUGGGGGAAUGCGUUUGCCAGGCCCCGUGCUGGCUUCUUUGUUACUAUUUGUUUAGGGUUUUGUUCUAGUUCUCUCUCUCUUUCUUUCUUUUUUAAUAUGUGGCUGUGAACUUGAAUGACCACUGCUCAAACUUUCUGCUACUGGGGGGUGGGGUGGGGGAGGGAAGAAGAGACGUCUGUUUUAUUCUUGGUGUUUUCAGUGGAAUAAAUAGCUACAAAUUUAUGUGA